AUGUCUUUGAGACUUAUGCUGAUUCCUCCAGAUUAUCCUUCACAAAGUAAAUUACUUCGCAAGCAGAAUGGUAAUGGUGGUGGUUAUGGGGCUGGAAGCGGAGGUAGCAAUUGCGGCAGUGGAUAUGGCUCUGUAGGUGGUAAUGGUGGUGGGUCAGGUGGAAGUGGUGGUAGUGGGUCUGGAUUGGGUGGAGGUGGUGGUCCAGGCGGUAAAUAUGGUCCAGGUGGCGGCGGUAAUGGUGGUGGAUGGAAUGGUGGUAGCUAUGGUCCUGGUGCAAGCAGCAGGCAAGGGAGUUGGGGCAGCAGCUAUGGCUAUGGCAGGGGCUGGUGCAGGGCCCUGGCUCAGGAUAUGGCAGCAGUAGUACUGGUCAUGGCAGCGGAGGUAACAACGGAGAAGGGCAGUAUGGAAUCAAUGGUGGGGGCCUAG
Messenger RNA from Coffea eugenioides, 426 nucleotides. RefSeq names its product putative glycine-rich cell wall structural protein 1. Lineage: Eukaryota; Viridiplantae; Streptophyta; Magnoliopsida; Gentianales; Rubiaceae. The coding region runs from base 1 to 426 and encodes 141 amino acids. The record is from RefSeq and is a predicted model, not a curated record. The transcript is spliced from 3 exons.